This is a messenger RNA of Lontra canadensis (Northern American river otter), 311 nucleotides long. RefSeq names its product secreted Ly-6/uPAR domain-containing protein 2-like. The record is from RefSeq and is a predicted model, not a curated record. Gene Ontology annotation, molecular function: acetylcholine receptor inhibitor activity. Lineage: Eukaryota; Metazoa; Chordata; Mammalia; Carnivora; Mustelidae. Bases 1 to 294 code for a protein of 97 amino acids. The transcript has 3 exons.
AUGCGGCUGCUCCCUGGGCUCUUGCUGGCCGCUGCCUUGAGCCUGGAGCUGGGUGAGUCCAAGGGCUUGAACUGUCACCAGUGCAAGGGCUUUGGAGGGUGCACCCAUGCGUCCAGAUGCCCAUCGGGCUCCAACUACUGCGUCAGCAUCGCCACCCGAGUCCCCUUCAGCGUCGCUGACCUACCUCUGGUGACCAAAUCGUGCUACAGUGGCUGCCCGGACAUCUCUACCCUUGGCCUUGGCCCCCACGUGUCCAUCGUCUGCUGCCAGUUCAGCCUCUGCAACAGGGACUGACCGCCCCUCUACCCUCG